Molecule: messenger RNA, 1603 nt
Organism: Nomia melanderi (Alkali bee)
Lineage: Eukaryota; Metazoa; Arthropoda; Insecta; Hymenoptera; Halictidae
Source: RefSeq, a predicted model, not a curated record
ACUCGAAAUCCGUUACUUACUAGUCCGUAUUACCGAAGAUGGAAAUUUAUAAAACGUACGCAUGAAAUAUAUUUAUACAGUACCAAUAUUGUCUGUAAAAACGUCCUCGUUAAGCAAUAUUGAUUGUAUUACAAAAUUUGCUAUUUAAAGGUUUCUGCGUUUUUACUAAAUCACAGUAACUUUCAUUUUUCGUCCUUGUUGAUAAAAAGCAUUACACGAGGGAUAUGUCACCAUUGUUUGCGUUGCGAUUGUUGCGUACCUGCUUCGUUAAACGUAUCGUGUAUAGGAACAAAAUCUUGAAACAACGAUACACAGAUUCUUGCUACGAAAUUUAAAAGACUUCUUAAUAUCGUACAAAACGGUUGUAGAAAAUGCACAAAGCAGUUAACACAAUGAAAAAGUAUUUUAAUCGAAAGUGGAAAAUAAGAAGAAAGGAUACCUAGAUCAUGGUACCUCAAAAUGAAUUUAAAGUUCAACGAAAUAUAACCUUAAACUAAACGUACGUUGGUUGUUAACACGGGCACACCGAUUGAUUAUUUUACGGUAAAAACGUGUAUGCAAAAAUAUCAUAAUGACUUCAGCAAAAAUUGAAUUUGCGGUGAACAUGACUUGUCAAAAAUGCGUCGAUGCCGUGCGGAACAGUUUAAUUGACGUAAACGGAAUUGAGAAUAUUGAUAUAUCGUUGGAAAAAGGAAACGUUGUUGUUCAAACGAAUUUACCAUAUUCUCUAAUUCAAGAGAAAAUAGAACAAUCUGGUAGAAAAGCCAUAUUAAAAGGAUAUGGAGAUUCUGUCAGUGCUGUUGCAAUGUUAGGAGGAAAUUCAGGGUAUAGCGUGAACAAUAAAGUAAUGGGAGUUGUAAGAUUUGUACAGAUUCCGGAUGGAUGUAUUAUAGAUGGAACAGUUGAUGGUUUAAGUCCAGGUGAACAUGGAAUACAUAUACACGAAUGUGGUGAUAUUUCAAAAGGCUGUGAAAGUGUUGGAGAACAUUUUAAUCCAAAUAAUACAAUACAUGGUGGACCUGAAGAUACUCCACUUAAAAGGCAUGUAGGAGAUCUUGGUAAUGUAAUAGCAGAUGAAAUGGGCAGAGCUACAUUCAGGAAAAUAGACACACUGGUAAAUAUACAUGAUAUAGUUGGACGAUCUCUAGUUAUAACAGAAAAUCCAGAUGAUCUGGGAAAAGGAAAUGCUCCGGAUUCCAAAAUAAAUGGGAAUAGUGGAAAUAGAUUGGCUUGUGGUAUUAUUGCUCGUUCAUCUGGGUUAUUUCAAAAUACAAAGAAGAUUUGUGCUUGUGAUGGUCUUACAUUGUGGGAUGAAAGGGAUAAAACACUUUCAGAAAAACAGAAGUCUAAUUAUCCGGGAGCAAGUAAUACUUCAAAAUUGUAAAUAAUAUUGGGAAGGUACAGUGAAUUUCGAAACAUGAAACAGGUGAAACAUUCCUCUUAAAUAGACGCACAGGGAGCACAUUGGAUUGUACAUAAUGUAUAGAAUAUCUAAGUUUCAAUGUAAAUUAUUCCAUAAAUAAAUGUUGCCAUAUUUUUGUGAAAUAUUUUGUUGUGUACACAAAAACAACAUUAAUCUUAUAAUAUUAGAAAUGUACAAAAG